CAUGAUGUAUUUGUGUUCAUUUUUCAGUCUGCCACUCAGAAGUUCCCUCGUAAUGUCAUUUGUAAUCAGAAAUACAAUAUCAUAACUUUUAUUCCACUGACCUUAUACAACCAGUUUAAAUUUUUCCUGAACAUGUACUUCCUGGUGGUAGCCACCACUCAGUUUAUUCCUGAGCUUCGGAUUGGUUAUCUGUACACAUACUGGGCUCCACUGGCUUUUGUUGUGUUUGUGACAAUGUGUCGUGAGGCAUAUGAUGACUUUGUGAGAUUUAGAAGGGACAGAGAGGUCAAUUCACAAAAAUAUAAGAAACUCACUAAGAAAGGUGUUGUUACCAUUCCAAGCUCAGCUAUCAAGGUAUCAGACCUUAUAAUAAUUGAGAAGGAUCAAAGAGUUCCUGCUGACAUGGUGUUUCUUAGAACUUCAGAAAAGAAUGGAGCUUGUUUCCUAAGAACGGAUCAAAUGGAUGGGGAAACUGAUUGGAAGCUGCGGUUGACUGUUGGACCAUGUCAGCGACUGCCCUGUGAUGCUGAUUUACUGAACAUCAGUGCCUCUGUUUAUGCAGAGAAACCUCAGAAGGACAUACACAGUUUUGUCGGCACCUUUACAAGGUAUGAUGGAGAGAGGACUGAAAUUCCCCUGAGUAUCGAGAAUACCAUGUGGGCCAACACGGUGAUUGCAUCAGGUACUGCUGUUGGUUUAGUAAUUUACACUGGGUCCGAGACAAGAAGCGUGAUGAAUACCUCAAAUCCUGAGACAAAGGUUGGGCUUAUCGACAAGGAAGUCAACAAUCUGACCAAAGUAUUGUUUGUGGCCACUGUCAGCCUUUCCUUCGUCAUGGUGUCAAUCAAGGGCUACAAUGGACCAUGGUAUCGCUAUUUCUUUCGUUUCAUCUUGUUGUUCUCUUACAUCAUCCCGCUAAGUCUCCGUGUAAGCCUGGAUAUGGGUAAAGUUGUUUACUCGUGGAUGAUCAUGCACGACAAAGACAUUCCCGGUACAGUCGUGCGCAGCAGUACCAUCCCAGAGGAACUGGGGCGAAUAGGAUACCUAUUGUCUGAUAAGACUGGAACGCUGACUGAAAAUGAAAUGGUUUUCAAACGUCUUCACUUGGGAACGGUAUCUUUUGGAACAGAUUCUAUGGAAGAGGUUACAAGCCAUGUGAAGACUUCUUAUGCGCCGAGUAGUGGAUCAGCGUCCAAAAAACCUAUGCAGGGAGCGAAGGUGCGUCGCUCGGUUGUCACGCGUACUUACGAAGCCGUCAAGGCACUUGCGUUAUGCCACAAUGUAACGCCAGUAACUGACGAGACCGAAAACAACCGCGAGAGUGCUCGAGUGCGCUUGGAUAGCGUGACCAGUGAAGAUAGUGACGUAGAUGGAGGUGCCGCGUGGGAUGGAACAGCUGUGAAAUAUCAGGCAUCCAGUCCAGAUGAGGUUGCCUUGGUCACGUGGACGGAGAGCGUUGGACUAGCACUGGUUCAUAGAGAUUUGUCAAGCAUGCGUGUGAAGACGCCAUAUGGUCAGAUACUCGUGUUCAACAUCUUGCAGAUUUUUCCUUUCACUUCAGAAACCAAACGGAUGGGCAUUAUUCUCAGGGAUAUGUCAACAGGAGAAAUAACGUUUUACAUGAAAGGUGCUGACACAGUCAUGAGUUCCAUUGUACAAUACAACGACUGGCUGGAAGAGGAGUGCGGUAACAUGGCACGUGAAGGUCUCAGAACUCUUGUCGUUGCCAAGAAAGUCUUGACUGAAGAACAGUAUCAAGACUUUGAGCACCGAUACAAUCAAGCCAAACUAAACAUUUCUGACAGAGCAGCAAAGGUCAUGGAUGUUCAGAAAACUUUAGAGCACGAUUUAGAGUUACUCUGUUUAACCGGAGUCGAAGAUAAACUGCAGGUUGAUGUUCGUCCCACGCUUGAGAUGCUUCGAAAUGCAGGAGUCAAGAUAUGGAUGCUAACAGGCGACAAACUGGAGACAGCCACAUGUAUUGCCCAGAGUUCACGGCUUGUAGCAAGAAAUCAAACUAUCUACACAUUUAAACAGAUAAGUAAUCGUUCUGAAGCACAUCUGGAGCUAAAUUCAUUAAGAAGAAAAAAUGACUGCGCGUUGAUUAUUAAAGGAGACUCUUUGGAGAUCUGCAUACAUCAUUACGAACAAGAGUUCAUGGAACUGGCCUGUCAGUGUCCCGUUGUGGUGUGUUGCCGUUGUUCACCCCAACAGAAGGCUGACAUAGUCAGAUUACUGAAGAAACAUACUGGUAAAAGGACAUGCGCAAUAGGCGAUGGCGGAAAUGACGUCAGUAUGAUCCAGGCAGCGGACGCCGGAGUGGGCAUUGAAGGAAAAGAAGGUCGACAAGCCUCUCUUGCAGCAGAUUUCUCCAUUACACAGUUUAGAUAUGUUGGAAGAUUGCUAGUGUGGCAUGGUCGAAACAGUUACAAACGCUCGGCAGCUCUCAGUCAAUUUGUGAUUCACAGAGGCCUGAUCAUCUCUGUGAUGCAGGCAGUUUUCUCUUGUGUGUUUUAUUUUGCGUCAGUUUCCCUUUUCUCGGGAUUUUUGAUGAUCGGGUAUGGUACCGUAUAUACAAUGUUUCCAGUUUUCUCUCUUGUGUUGGACGAAGAUGUUCCAUCUGACAUCGCCUUAAUUUACCCCGAGCUAUACAAAGAUCUAGCAAAGGGAAGGUCACUCUCGUACAAGACUUUCUUUAUUUGGGUUCUGAUCAGUAUAUAUCAGGGUGGCAUCAUUAUGUUCGGCGGCAUUCUUCUAUUCGAUCAGGACUUCAUCCAUGUAGUGACUAUUACCUUCACUGCUCUGAUUCUUACUGAGCUGUUGAUGGUGGCGCUUACAAUACGUACGUGGCACUGGCUCAUGUUGUUAGCUGAAGUCUUCAGUCUUGCAAUUUACGUUGGGACGCUUGCAAUAUUCAGACGCUCCUUUGACGAAAAAUUUCUCAUAUCAACUGAAUUUUUGUGGAAGGUAGUGGUCAUCACUUUGGUUAGUUGUUUACCGCUGUACAUUUUGAAGUAUCUCAGGCGCAAGUAUGCCCCACCCAGCUAUUCAAAGCUGACGAACUAAGGAUGGUGACCGAUUUGCAGCUCCUGUACAGAUUUGAUCGUCCCAUAACUAAACUAAAAUGCGCGUGAUAGAUUUAGGAAUCGGUAACAAAUUCGAAUGACGGUUAUUGGGCCAUUGAACUGUAUAGGCAUAGGGAUAUAUUUUUAAACAGUAAACAAAUAGAGUAACCGUAUGCGGUCGGUCGACCAGAAACUUAUUCAGAAAGUGGAGUUCACGUUUUCAUUGCUUUACUAACCAGGUAGACCCCACCCCACCCCCGAGAUUAGAAAGUCUUGCUACUAUGGUCGGGUGGGUAGGGGCACGCCUAGGAUUUUCUUACAUGCCUUAAAAUACUACUAUGUCAAAGAAAGCUAUGUGCCAGUUGCGCGGUUUUUUUUUGUUUUUUUUUUGUUAUUACUCAAACUCGACAUUUGCAAUCCGUUUGUAUCUGCUCCAUUCAUUUCUCUUUUCUUUCACUGUUUCAUUUGUUUUCCUCGCAAGAAUAUAUUUGGUUUUCUCCACGUAAUUAACUCGUUCGUCCAUAUAUCGUGACGUUCCGCCUUCAAGAGGGUGCUUUCCAAUGUGGUAGGAGAGGAAACGCAGUUAAUCAAUGAUUGUUUAAUUGUAUAGCUAGAAGUUAAUCCGAAACUGUCAGUAUAUUUAGUAUUCUUUAAGUUUUUGUGCAGUCAAGGAUUUGAUUAGGAUAGCUUCAAACUAUGCAAAUUAAUGGACAGUUUUUUCCUCAGACAGCCAGAUUGGACUCGGCCUAUGGCCUCGUCUAAUUUUGGGUUUCUUCUGAAUUUUAUAUUUAUCCAGUUACUCCCAAAUUGGACAGCAUGCAGUCCUAUUACAUGUAGUAUUUUUUUUUUCGGUCCAAGAGAACUGUAGGUAGUUUCUUGCUUCUUAACCUUUCCAUUCUAAAUCGUAUGGCGUUCUGCCCCCUCCUCGUCCCUUGUAUACUCAAGUUAAAAAUUAAGCUGUUACAAAAUUCAUUUUUGUAUUUUUGUUGUAAAUUUCACUAGGCAAUAAGAAAGGUAAAUAAUUCAGAUAUUGUUGCUAAGUUAUUUAAGAUUUGUGUAUCACCUUUCAAAGGCAGCAGACGGUGGGUGGGAAGUAAAAUUAAUUUUUGGAUCUUUGGAGUGAAGGUGCUGGUGUGGUUCAUGUAAACGCACAUGAUAAAAUUUGUUGGUCUUCUUCUGUCUAGGUAUUCCUUAAUUUGGUCUCAGUAACAUUCCGAAGAAAAGUAAAAUAAAACACUUUCAAAUAAAAGACAAACAGAAA
This is a messenger RNA of Stylophora pistillata, 4326 nucleotides long. Its product is annotated as putative phospholipid-transporting ATPase IIA. The record is from RefSeq and is a predicted model, not a curated record. Gene Ontology annotation, cellular component: plasma membrane; trans-Golgi network; endosome. Gene Ontology annotation, biological process: endocytosis; retrograde vesicle-mediated transport, Golgi to endoplasmic reticulum; phospholipid translocation. Lineage: Eukaryota; Metazoa; Cnidaria; Anthozoa; Scleractinia; Pocilloporidae. Gene Ontology annotation, molecular function: ATPase-coupled intramembrane lipid carrier activity; ATP hydrolysis activity; magnesium ion binding.